AUGCAGGCAUGCGAGCGGCUUCCAGCGGCGACCCGGCACUAUCUUACAGAUAUAUAUCUCACCAAGGUCAAUGGGAUUGUACCACUCCUUGAUCCGGAGGCAUUUCUUCAGGCACAAGUAGAGGGCUCCGCUAGCGUGUUCCUGGAAAGAGCAAUAUGCCUCGUGGCAGCCAAACACCGUGCUGCUGGUCCUCAUUUACGCCUGACGGCGGACGGUCCCAUCAUGGCGCCGCGUCAAUUCUGCUCCGAAAUCUACAAAGGACUCAUCGCUGCCAUGGAUGCUGAAAUUGAGCCAGAUCGCUUGACACGCAUCCGCGUGCUUGCAUUGAUGUCUUUGCACUGCGAGGGAUACGAAGGCGCGGAAGCGGCGUCCAUGCACCUAUGUCAGGCUAUUCACCAGUCCCAAACCAUUGGUCUGCAUCUUGACCGGCCAGGUCGCACAUCAACCGAUCCUCCCACUAAGCUUUUUUGGUGCCUGUGGACGUUGGACAAGAUGCAUGCAUGUAUUGGGGGCCGGCCAGUUCUCUUAGCCGACCGGGACAUUGGGAUCGGGAAACCCAAUUUCAACGACCGUCAGUCGCGGGGAGCAUUUGCAGUGUGGCUUGCCAUCUCCGACCUGCUAGCAACAGUUAUCUCGUUCUAUCGACCCUCGGCUGACACCACCACCAGUGGAUGGGAGGAAGGGUUCCCGGCCUUCGAGGAUAUUGUGGGAGAGAACACUCAAGAAGACCUGGACUUUGCUACUCUUGGCUUCUUGGAACUUUACUAUCAUGCCGUCGCCAUUCUGUCAUGCCGGCAAAAGGUCGCCGAACACCUUGAUAGCUCCAAGCUCUCAUCCGUUCGGCAGGGACUUGCGGCCGUCCGGAUCCACUCCAUUGUCGCAUCUGAAUGCGCCGAUGAAUUGCCCCCUCUUCCCCUGGUGCCGUAUGCGAUCACUUUAUCAAUGGGUGUCUCCUACCGUCAGUUGCGCUCGAGUAAGUUGAUCACGCACAUUGACCGAGCCAAGGGGAGCCUAGAGGCGUCGUGCUCCCUGUUGGAAACACUGAGCGUCUAUUGGUACUGGGCCGAAGCGAUGGCUCGGCUUGGGCGCAAAGCGGUGCAUCAGAUUGAUAGCCUCCAACCCUCUCACUCAGGCCAGUCACACGAGCCAUCACAUCAUCAUGUACCCUACCCCGGCCAUGCAGCUUCGGCAGAGUCAAGGGCCCCAGCUUUUUCUGGCCCCCUGAACAAUAAUAGUAGCUCCGAAGCUGCCGCCCCUGAGGAGCGCGAUGGCUUCUCGGUUGUGCCCCCUACCCCUGAUGUAGCAGAAUCCUUCGAAGCCGGACUCACCGAUCUGGAGGCGCCUCUGCAAGGGUUUACGGACAUUGAUACGCUCUUUGGCGAGUUUUUCGAUCUAUCCCUGCCGACGAACUUCUGGGAUCCCAUCUUCAUGGAGGAGGGAGCAGAGCCGGACCCGCAAUAA
Molecule: messenger RNA, 1461 nt
Organism: Penicillium lagena
Lineage: Eukaryota; Fungi; Ascomycota; Eurotiomycetes; Eurotiales; Aspergillaceae
Product: transcription factor domain-containing protein
Exons: 2
Coding region: 1-1461 (486 amino acids)
Biological process (GO): DNA-templated transcription
Molecular function (GO): zinc ion binding; DNA binding
Source: RefSeq, a predicted model, not a curated record